CGCGCUGAUUUUUGUUCCUCUCUGUGAACUAACUCGACGCUAUAAUCUGCACGACGAUUAAACUAGCAAAUACAGAUCUUAAGUCAAUCUCUAAAGAGACCAACUGGCCCAACACAGGGCAACAGCAUUACCUUUAUAAUAACUAAACGGAAGACUGGAGUACUUCACAUAUGAUCUCCAAAUUUACUCGAUUACGCAUCAAAAUAAAAAACGAUUUAUGUGUGCCAUGCUGGGACUAUUAUCAACAAAACCGUAUAUCCUCUACGGAAAAUACAGCAAAUAUACUUACCUCGGUUGAAGUAAAAAAUCAAGAACAGCUUCUGCACCGUCGCUGUUCGGUAGUAAAUGAUUGAUCGAAAACUCGGAAAUAGUUGCAUGUAGCAGGGCAUCCAAAGUCCAAAGGUGAAAAACAAGCCAGAGGAGAACGAUCCUCCAGCUGGAAGAGAAAGAGCAUCAGUAUGACUGAAGUGAGCAGCCAGCUUCCUGCAGAGCCCAUCUCAGCAGUAGGGAUCGUUGCAUCUCCCAGCAAAGCUCCUGAUGGAUUCCUAGUUGUUGCACAAACAACAGAUGGCUCUGACGCCGACCUGUGGAAGGACGGCUUAUUCAAAUCCAAGGUCACCCGCUACCUCUGUUUCACCAGAAAUCCUGGGGUCGAUGUAGUUACGGAUGUUAAGCUGACUGACAUUAAGGACGCUUUGCCGGAGGGUUUCACGCCUUUACAAGAAACAUUGGACAGUAAGGAAACUGCCACGAGAAAGAAGAGGCUGUGUGUGAGAGUGAGCCCUCGCGGCUCCACUCAGACAGCUGUGUAUGACAUCCAGAUCGUGGCCAAGUCAAAGUACCAUCUUGUUAACUACACCUGCGUCGGGGAGAUCAAUAACAUGUUUUUGUGGUCCCGACUUGGAGAUGUCCAUUCACAAAAACUUCAAACAGCGAGUGAAUCCAACAGUGCAACUCCGGCUCAAACUGUGAGGAGGAGCACUAGCCGGCCAGACUGUGAGCGGAUUAACAGCGGAGGUUUCACCAAGACUGAUCUACUGAGGGCCCAGCGCCCGCACGCUCCGGCAGCAGCAGCUUCAACACACUCCCUCCACUGGAAUGGCACAGAUGGCAUGCCCGGGCGACAAAAUAAACUACAAUAUGUCUGGAGAUGCUGUCAGGCCUGGGCACUAUUGCUCAUGUCAUAGUGGGGCUAAGGGCUGUGAGUGGGCACAGGGGGUCCUCCUCCAGCUCUACUGCGACUCACCAUUAUCUGCAGAGGUGACAGAGAGCGCUCUGCCCCUAGAAUAGCAUCUCCAUGGUCUGCAUAAGGAACCCUCUCAAAAUGAGAGUCACAGCGACAGGGAAGGUCUCACAAUGUCUACACCUCAAGAAACCCUGAUGCUGUUGUUUGGCAUAUAAAACCUAGCACCCUCUUUUUACAUGUUUCAAAUUGUAUUAUUUUGCCACAGAAAACAAUGUUAAGAUGGUAAUUCAUGCUGCGCAUUAUUGGUUCACUGUUGACCUUCUUAUUUAAUUUAGUCCACGAAGGAUUCACCCAGGUAAUGGUACCAGACAGAGAUCAA
Messenger RNA from Boleophthalmus pectinirostris (great blue-spotted mudskipper), 1565 nucleotides. It is a transcript of the gene mvb12bb, whose product is annotated as multivesicular body subunit 12Bb. The transcript has 8 exons. The record is from RefSeq and is a predicted model, not a curated record. Gene Ontology annotation, biological process: viral budding; regulation of epidermal growth factor receptor signaling pathway; virus maturation. Gene Ontology annotation, cellular component: ESCRT I complex; late endosome. NCBI's taxonomy places the organism in Eukaryota, Metazoa, Chordata, Actinopteri, Gobiiformes, Gobiidae. Bases 459 to 1187 code for a protein of 242 amino acids.